AUGCCUACGUACUCCAUGAUGGGAUCUUUCAGAGGACACAUGAGUCUCAAAAGUAGCCCUUUUUCUCCCGGACCUUCCUGCAAGCUCUCCAAACAGUACAUUAUUCAAGAUCACAUGGCUGCUCAUUACAAGAAACUGAUGUCUGUCAAGGCUGCUGUUGACUCAUCUGCACCAAAGAGUCUGCAUACCAGUGUUAAAUACAAGGAUCAGCAGAAAAGAGACAGACUUAUUCAAGCCCUUGAGAAAUAUAAGAAGGAUCUUGUACCUGGUCUUCCUGCCUCAUCGUUCAACUCCAGAGGUGUUUCUCCAAGCCAGCCGAAGGCGAGGUGGUCACUGUUGGAAAAUGGUCACUUAUAUUUGACGACUGGUCCAAACAACUGUUCCAGGAUAGAGAGAGAGCAGUCCCCCUCUGUAUCUUUCCAGAAGCUCACUUCAAGGACUCUGAUGCCAGCUCCUACUUCAAGAAAGACUAUCCAAAGUACUGCUCAGCAUGCUUUGUCUCAGAAUCCUGUUCACAGCUCUAGUACAGACAGAUCACCUGCUUCACCACAUCUGCAGUCUCGCAUCAGUUUAGGCACUCACAACAGGAAGAAGACAUUUCAAAACUCUUGUAAUAAAACAUAUUCUGGGGACCUCCUUGACAGACAUUCAAUUUACUUCACAGAAAAGAAGCAGCGUUUUACCCCUCAAAUUUUAAAGACAUCACACCAAUCUUUUCUUGUAAAACAGAGGUGCUAUAAUCCCCCUUCCAAAAAAGAGAUCUCCUCCCCUGGCAGAUCAGCAGUUAAAUCAGCAGGUGUCAAUAAUGAAAAGAAAAGAGAGUUGCACAGAUUUUUAGAAGAUACAUAUGUGAGACCACAUUCAGAUCACUUUGCUCAGCAGCCAGUUGAGAACCAUGAAUUACAGACCCCUGAUUCUGAAAUGCCAGUUUCUCCAGGAUUACAACUUGAAGAAAAAGAAGAAGAGUAUCUUUGUUUUCUUCAAGAUCUUACAAACGAUAUUUUGAUUAGAAGUUGUUACCAGGAAAAGGCCUUGGAAGAUGUAUUUCAAAUGCACAUUAAAAGUAAGAGGCAUAACCUUGAUGAGGUAGAGAGAAGAAGAAUAGUUCAAAGCCUGAAGAAAGAGCUGAACAUCACAAACCAACCAGACCCUUCCAUCAGCUGCAACGGCGCAUGGCAAAAGGCCUCCAGCAUUCCCCCAACAAGCUUUUAA
Molecule: messenger RNA, 1212 nt
Organism: Calidris pugnax (ruff)
Lineage: Eukaryota; Metazoa; Chordata; Aves; Charadriiformes; Scolopacidae
Product: spermatogenesis-associated protein 7 homolog
Exons: 10
Coding region: 1-1212 (403 amino acids)
Biological process (GO): microtubule cytoskeleton organization; photoreceptor cell maintenance; protein localization to photoreceptor outer segment
Cellular component (GO): rod photoreceptor outer segment; axoneme; photoreceptor distal connecting cilium
Source: RefSeq, a predicted model, not a curated record